AAGAAUGCCAUUUCCAACCGUCGGGUUGUCAUCUUUGCCAAGAGUUACUGCCCACAUUGCCGCGCGUCCAAACAACUCCUGAAAGAGCUGUUCCCUCCUGACGACGUCCUCAUAUUCGAUCUAGAUCUUAUGGAAGGACAAGCCAUUCAGGACUACCUUGCCGUUAAAACGGGCAAGAAGACUGUCCCACAGACGUUCAUCAGUGUGUUGUGA
Molecule: messenger RNA, 213 nt
Organism: Pisolithus orientalis
Lineage: Eukaryota; Fungi; Basidiomycota; Agaricomycetes; Boletales; Pisolithaceae
Exons: 2
Biological process (GO): cellular response to oxidative stress
Cellular component (GO): cytoplasm; nucleus
Molecular function (GO): glutathione disulfide oxidoreductase activity
Source: RefSeq, a predicted model, not a curated record